GCUCUCAGGCGCCAUCUAGGGAUGAAAGACUAACUUGACGUGCAAGUCUGUCCUCUUGGUCGCUCGCUUGUGUUGAAAGCGAGUCGUAUAUUCAGUAUCAAAAAUGCUGUUAUUUUAAACUGAGAGUCACUGCGAAGAUAGUCGGAGCUUGAACAAAAAACUCGCCUCAAAUGUCUACGUGUUAGCCGCUGUCGUUUCUACUACCUGGCUGCUGCUGUGGAGUUGUAGAAUCAAGAUGGACAACGCCGAUGAAGCAGACAUCUGCCGGGUCUGUCGAUCAGAGGGGACGCAGGACAAACCACUGUACCACCCGUGUGUCUGCACUGGCAGCAUCAAGUUCAUCCAUCAGGAAUGCCUACUGCAGUGGCUGAAACACAGCAGGAAAGAAUACUGUGAAUUAUGCAAACACAGGUUUGCAUUUACCCCAAUCUACUCUCCAGACAUGCCGUCUCGCUUGCCUGUCCAAGAUAUCUUUUCAGGGCUGGUCACCAGUGUCGGCACAGCCAUCAGAUACUGGUUCCACUACACACUGGUGGCCUUUGCCUGGAUGGGCGUGGUGCCUCUCACAGCAUGUCGUAUCUACAAGUGUUUAUUUACUGGCUCUGUGAGCUCACUCCUUACCCUCCCGUUAGAUAUGCUUUCAACACAAAACCUGCUUGCUGACUGUCUUCAGGGUUGUUUUGUGGUCAUCUGCACGCUGUGCGCCUUCAUCAGCCUGGUGUGGCUCAGAGAGCAGAUUGUACAUGGUGGCGCCCCUCAGUGGUUGGAGCAGAAUCAACCUCCUUUGGUUCCCAACCAGCCGAAUGGCCCCGCACCAGCUAAUGAGGCAGCAGGUGGUAACGCCGCAGCCAACGCCCAGGCCGAGGGAAACGGCGCUGCGGCCCAGCAUCCCGCAGAUCCCGCUGUAGGCGGCCUGGUUCCUGCACACGAAGAUGGCAACCAGGGAGACGAGGCCGAGCUGGAUGACGACGAAGAUGACGACAGGGAGGAAGACGAAGAGGAGGAGGAUGAGGAAGGCAGGGAGGAGGACGCCGCUGAUGCAAAUAAUGGACAAGAAGAUUUGAACUGGAACGCUCUGGAGUGGGACCGUGCAGCAGAGGAGCUGACCUGGGAAAGGAUGCUGGGGCUGGAUGGCUCCCUCGUGUUCCUGGAGCACGUCUUCUGGGUGGUGUCUCUUAACACACUCUUCAUCCUGGUCUUUGCCUUUUGUCCAUAUCACAUCGGUCAUUUCUCCGUGGUUGGCCUGGGCUUUGAGGACUAUAUCAAAGCAUCUCACUUUGAUGGCCUCGUCACCACCAUACUGGGAUACAUCCUCCUGGCUGGAGCUCUCAUGGUCUGCCAUUUAAUGGCUUCAUUAGUUAAGUUUCAGCGGUCCAGACGACUCCUGGGUGUCUGCUACAUUGUUGUCAAGGUGUCCCUACUGGUUGUCAUGGAGAUAGGCUUGUUCCCACUGAUUUGUGGCUGGUGGCUCGACAUUUGCUCACUGGAGAUGUUUGAUGCCACAUUGAAAGACAGGGAGCAGAGUUUCGACUCUGCUCCUGGUACAACCAUGUUCCUCCACUGGCUGGUCGGCAUGGUCUACGUCUUCUACUUUGCCUCUUUCAUCCUCCUGCUCAGAGAGGUGCUCCGGCCCGGUGUGCUGUGGUUCCUGAGGAACCUGAACGACCCAGACUUCAACCCAGUGCAAGAGAUGAUCCACCUGCCCAUCUACAGACAUCUCCGCAGGUUUAUUCUCUCUGUGGUGGUGUUUGGUUCUAUAGUUUUGCUGAUGCUUUGGCUUCCCAUCAGAAUCAUUAAACUUCUCCUCCCGACCUUCCUUCCCUACAACGUCAUGCUCUACAGUGACGCCCCGGUCAGCGAGCUGUCACUGGAGCUGCUGCUGCUUCAGGUCGUUCUGCCGGCGCUAUUGGAGCAGGGUCACACUCGCCAGUGGCUCAAACGGCUCGUCCACGCCUGGACGUUCACAGCCGGAUACAUGCUUGACCUUCACUCAUACUUGCUCGGAGAACACGACGACGACGACGACAACCUGAUGAACAACAAUCCGCCUGCUCGCCAUAACAACAACAACCGGUUCCCCGGCUUAGGGGAAGGGCUUCACGCGGCCCAUCAGGCUAUUCUGCAGCAGGGCGGUCCUGUGGGUUUCCAGCCGUACCACCGACCUAUCCACUUUCCUCUCAAGAUCGUCCUGCUGGUUGUGUUCAUGUGCGUGACGCUGUUACUGGCUAGUCUGCUUUGCCUUACUCUACCAGUGUGUGUGGGUCGCUGGCUGAUGUCUUUCUGGAUGGGCAGUGCUAUGGUUCACGAGCUGUACACAGCAGCCAGCGGUCUGUACGUCUGCUGGCUGUCCAUACGAGCCGCCACAGUGAUCCUGUCCUGGAUGCCACAGGGGCCAAAUGUCAUCAUGCUCAAAGUCCAGGAGUGGACACUCAUGAUUCUAAAGACGCUUGUGGUGGCUGUGCUGUUAGCUGGAGUGGUUCCUCUGCUUUUGGGUCUGCUGUUUGAGUUGGUCAUUGUGGCUCCUCUCAGAGUCCCACUGGACCAGACACCUCUCUUCUAUCCCUGGCAGGACUGGGCGCUCGGCGUGCUCCACGCAAAAAUCAUAGCUGCCAUUACACUGAUGGGCCCACAGUGGUGGCUCAAGACUGUCAUUGAACAGGUUUACGCUAAUGGAAUCCGAAACAUUGACCUUUACUUCAUCCUGAGAAGGCUGGCUGCUCCGGUUAUCUGUGUUCUGCUGCUGUCUCUCUGUGUGCCCUACACCAUCUCUAAAGGCAUCACACCACUGCUGGGCGUGCAGCCAGAGAUGCAGACACUGGUGGAGAGGAGGAUCUAUCCGUUCUUGCUGAUGGUCGUCAUACUGUUGGCCAUUCUCUCCUUUCAGAUACGACAGUUCAAGCGCUUAUAUGAACACAUCAAAAACGACAAAUACUUAGUUGGACAGAGACUUGUGAAUUAUGAACGAAAGACGGGCAGGAGCUCGACGACGUCUUCCUUCAGCUCCUCCUCGUAAAACUGGAUGUUGACUCACUCUGCAGUGAAACCUUUUAUUAUUUUUAGUUUCCUCUCUUAACUUCACUGUCGACUCCAAAAUCCAGAGUUUUUCAGUUCUCCGUCAGGGUUUGGAGACAAAGAUCUUAACGAGUCUCAACUUAAUGUCUGAGCAAGUUUUGUCAGCAGAACCACACCCUCAUCGUCGACCUGUGCGUCCUGGUUAACGUGUCACUGCGACAUUUUAAUGUGUGCAGGUGUGAGAUGAAGUCAGGUCAGUUGAGCAUAGCUUUUUUUAAUUUCUUUUUUUUUACCUCAGAUUGUGCUUCCCUUUGAAUGAUUUGUUGUGAAAUAAUGUUUAGGUCACACUGUGAGCGUGCAUUUGUCUCUGCGGGAGACAUAAGUGGGGUCGGAAACUUUGUGGGGUUGCAGCUUUGUCUCAAUGAAGUUUUACGGUCAGAAGAGUUGCUAUGAUGUGAUUUUAUUUUGUUUUUAUUAGAUGUGUUUUUAGUGAUACAUUUCAGACAGUCUGGACGCAGCUCAGGACAUUUUGUUUUUUUUAAGAACUGUUUGUUUACGUUUAAUGUAAAACGCAAUCUUCCCGAGCUUUCGGUUGGUGACGGACACUAAGAACGAGUGAUGAGUCAACAUCACACUCUGCAUUGGGCCGAUAUUGCUCAAAACCACUGUUAAAGAAAAAUGUAAACUCAUGUGAUCUAAAAUCCCUUAAUUUCACGUAAAUGCUGUUAAAAUGGAGCAGAAUAUUUUUGUUACACUGUUGGAACGAUGCGUUGGCAACACUUUAGUACUUUUAUUAAUUAAAAAUACUGUAUCGGACUGAUAUUGUUAUCGGUAUCGCAUAAGAGAAAAGUGGUAUGUUCCAACUAAGACAGUUUAAAGCUGUGGUGUGUAACUUCUGUCGCCCCCCUGAGGAAUUCGGAGGAAUUGCCAAAACAAUCACAUAUCAAUCAGAUUUGCGCCGUUUAUUCCGUCAAACAGAGUGGUUAGCAACUGUAGAUUUUAUUUCAAAAUGGACGUAACUAGUUUGAAAAGAGAAGCUGAUGACAUAGCAGUUAGCCACUAGGGCGUGACUUUACUGGUUCUACUUCUAACUUUAAAUGUAUAACGUAAUAUCGCCAGUAAACAAUUUCCUGAGGAGUUAAUUGCCUUGAUCAUGGUCAAAUCGCAAAUUUUGAGGCUUCAAAACUUUUACUCGUGGAAGACAGACGACUUACAUUUUUUUAUAUACAGUCGAUGUUACAUGUUAUUUCUAUGAGGAGUGAGGAAACAUUUGUGCCUCAGAUUGCCGUUAAAUCACUUCCUUUUGUUGAUUUCAUUCCUUCUGCUGAACCAUCUAGGUUUAAUUUUUUUCAGGAAAAGAAAAUCUGUCCUCCUUUUGAUAUAAUUAUAACGUACAUACAUAGGAUUGUCCUGUUGUAGCCUCCACUUUCCCCACAUACAGCUGCUAAAAAUAACCAUAUUUAUGUUUUUGUUUAUUGUCAUGUAUUCAGAUUCAGUGUAGACACAAAAACUGUGAUAGGCGUCAGUUUUAUGUCGUGUUGCUUGCAGAAUGUCAAAAAUCGUUAUCAACCGAUCUUUUUUUCCUGUCUCGUCUUAUUUUUGCUGGGAAAAAUAAACUCUGCAUUACAUGUGAAGAAAAAGGUAUGAAUGUAAUUAACAUUUGUUUCUUAUUAAACGUUACUCACUGCAGCUUUAAUAACAUUUAACCAUAAGAUUAGGCUCAUCUUACCACCACCCUCCUGUCGUAGCUGAAAAAUAAUCAGUAACUGGAAAAAUUCCCUGCCAUUUUGUUUCAUAUUAUUGUGGGGAGAUUUUUUUUUUUUUAAUAAUUUAAUGUGUUGCACUUUAUCACUGAGUUUUUGAAAUCAUUUCAGAAUCCGCUGUUUACUCAGUCAACAUAGCAGGGCUUGUGUGUGUGUUUUUAAUUUCCUCCUUCACUGAGACGUGUCCGUAUUUCACUGACGGAGUGACUCGGCACAAAAAAUCAUGCAUUUCACUUCAGAAUCUUGCCGUUUUAACGCGAGUGAACACUUCAAUACUUGUUUUUUUUCUUUUUGUGACUUAAACUUUAGUGCUGCCAGCCAUAGUGUUGCUGUGUGGAACACGCUCACAUUAUUCAUAUAUAUGUAUGAAUGUGUACAUAUAUGAAUAUAUGUAUAUGAUGCUAUGAAGUGACCUUUUUUUUAGUAUCUUGUUUUAAAACUGAGCUGGACAUUUCUUCCAAUUAUGGUCUUGUCCAAUUACGGAAUUUCAAUUUGUAGAAGCAAAUCUUUUCUAUUUUUAUAUGUGCAAAAAAAGAGAAAAAGAAAAGACAUUGUUUGGCAUGUACUGUAAGAUAAAGGUAAAUACUUUCAAGUCGACUAAUUGUUGCUUCAAUUGUUGAUUUAAAAAAAUAAAUCAUUGUAUUUGA
This is a messenger RNA of Solea senegalensis (Senegalese sole), 5422 nucleotides long. Its product is annotated as E3 ubiquitin-protein ligase MARCHF6-like. Gene Ontology annotation, cellular component: endoplasmic reticulum membrane. The record is from RefSeq and is a predicted model, not a curated record. Gene Ontology annotation, molecular function: zinc ion binding. The transcript has 26 exons. NCBI's taxonomy places the organism in Eukaryota, Metazoa, Chordata, Actinopteri, Pleuronectiformes, Soleidae. The coding region runs from base 236 to 3013 and encodes 925 amino acids.